AACCCUGUCUGUCAGUGAAGCUGUUUCAUGUUUCACACCACAUUUCCCCUCAUCGAUCCGAUAGAAGAUCGAUACCACAGCAUAGCUUCCCUCUGGCACGAUUUGCAAUAUGCUCACAUAAUCUGUAGGCCAAUAUUUGACAUGGUGAUAAAAAAUGCCGGAAUGGACGGUACUACAGGUGUUGAACACAGGUAGAGUUUAGUCACAUGAUCUACAAAUAGUAACACUGCGGCGAUUAGGUCUAGGUCUGGCCGUGUUAUCAGUUGAAUGUGUGUGUGUGCCACAUGCAUAUUCAUUACCACAUUCUUCUCUGGGUUCUAUAUCAAAGUCCGAGUAAGGCUUCCUAGAUCAUUGAGACUGUUGUCGGACGAACGAGAGGAUGUAAGGUGUAUGUCGAAUUACCGGAACUAUAAUCAACAGUUUGGAAGUUUUAUUUACAAAUGGACUAUAGUGUACUUAAAGGCAAUUGACAACCUGGUGUUCCCAAAUAAUACUUCGUGGUCAUACAUAGACACUGUCUUAGCUGGUUGAUCGACUUCACAUGUAAACAUUUCUUAGUGCUGUUCUACCUGUAAUUAUGACACACGGAACGUUCCACAGAGCAGCAAGGGAUGGGUACCUGGACCCCCUCAGCCGGGCUACGAGAAAGGACCUUAACACAACUGACGAAGAUGGUAUGACCCCCACCAUGUGGGCGGCGUCCUAUGGAAACCUAGCCGCUCUAAGGAUGAUAGUUGGUCGAGGGGGCGACCCAGACAAGAUGGAUUUGAUGGGAUUUUCAUCUCUCCAUCACUCGUGCAAAAGUGGGCACAUCAACGUGGCCUCUUUCCUUAUCAACUACGGCGCUAAUAUUUGGGCAAUGGACAACGACUUCAAAACGGCUCAGGACAUAGCUGCUCUUUGGGACAAAACAGAAAUUGUUAAAUUACUGGACGAUGCCAAAGCACAACAGCAAUCCCUAAAUCCCAGCAUUGUCAAAAAACUCUGUGCGAAGGCCUUCGAAGAUGCUGAAAGGAACGGCAAACGACAUGAAAAACGAAAUAAGGAAGCACAGAAAAUCGCGGAAAAAGAAGAUUCUAAACGAUUGCGUCAUACUGACCCGGAUUUCAAACCUCCUACAAAGAUGAAUGUGUUCAAGACUUUGACAAUGAAGUUUCGCUCCAAUAAUCGAAAAUACAAUGGAAACGAUCGUACAAAUGUGCAGACAUUUUCUGACAUUGCUAUUGGUACAAAAUCACGUGGUACAAAAAAGAAAAUAUUGCUUAAACAAAGUAAUGGUUUCGAUACACAUUCGGUGAUGGAUUUUAAAACGAGCGAGUUUGACGGUGAAGGGAAUAGAACCUUGAGGUCUAUGAAGGGUACAAAUGGCUACCGGAAGAAUUCAGAUGUUAUGUACCUAACUAACAAAGAGUCAGAUAAUGGCGCUGCGGCCUCUGGAAGCAGACCGGCUUUGGCGAACGUGUUCAGUCUUCCCAAACAAAAGUGGAAAAGCGAGUCCGAUCUCAUUGACUCCGGAACAGAGUCGAUUGGCUCUACCCACGGUAACGAAGACGACUCUGACCAACCGGGAAUGUUUAGGAACGCACUCGGCACUUUAUCGUUUUUGCAUACGCGACAAGGCCUUACUGGAACGCUCAACGGAUUUACAAAAGCUUCUUCAUACGACUUCUUGGAUGAGAUCGGCGACGACCUUGGCAUCCCAGAAGAACAAACAAGGGAAAACAAUCGAGACAGCUUAGGAUCAGACAGCAUCGGUACCACAACGAGUUUAGAGGAACGCCUUCAGGGCCCUGUACCAUGGAAAGACGAUGAUGACCUUCUCAGCGAUGACGACGAAGACCAAUCGGAGUUCUCUCCCCUAGUUCGGUUCUUAGAAUCGUGUGGGAUGAGUAACUACACUUACGUUUUCACGAACGAGGACACGGACUUGGAUGCGUUGAUGCUACUUACUGAUGAGGAUUUCACCAGGUUAGGGCUUCGACUGGGUCCGCAGAGAAAACUUAAGGAAGCGAUAAAGAAAAGAAAGCAAGCGCUUGAAAGUCCAUCUGCCAUGUUGGAUACACAUCUAUAGAUUAUUAAGAUCUUUAGAGAACUAACUCUUUAUAAAUUAGUGCUUGUGAUGUACAUUGCCAAAUGUCAGACGAUGCAAACGUUUGCAAGACAUCUGAAAGUGUUGUUGUUCUGAAAUAGACAAGGUAUAUUUAAUUUAUCGCCAUGGGAAUCAGUAUUAUUAUGUACAUAUGCUUGAUCAUAACUGAAUACAAUAAGAGAUGUAGAAACACAUCAUUGGUGAUAAGCCUCUACCUUUUAAGUAAUGAAUUUAAACCAGCCUUUGGAAGGAAAUAUUAUAAUUGCAUGACAGCUGUGUAUAUACCCAAAUAAGGUGAUUAUGAUAUAGACGGAUGCAAUAUGAAUAUAUACAUUGAUUUUGGCGACGUUCAAAUUUCAUUAAGAACUUCACAGCCAAUAACGGUUAUGACUUGGAGCCGCCCAUUCUUAAUCCCAUUGAUUGUCAAGCUUAUUGCUACAUAAAUCAUACAGAGUGUAAAUGUCAAACGAAGGGAAGCAACUCUAGUACAUCCGAAUGAAUUCCUCCUUUAUUCAUUAAAAAAAUGUAUUUUUUAUUUUUAUUAUCAAAUUGUAUUUAUUUUCUCAGAUAUACUUAUCAUUCAGUCACUGAUACAACCAUAUGAGGUAUACUUAGAUAUACACCCAAGUUUAAUACAAUAUUUAUGAUUACAACAUUAGUCCAUAUAUAUAAUUUGUAAAGCAAACCGUUCCUGCUUUUAUACAGUCGAGAGUUUGUAUAGAAUGCAUUUUACAAAAAGCUGGAAAACCUUUCAGACCAAUUUGUCUAUAGCGACCCAACUCAUCUGUAGAUAUCGUCAUCUUUAAAUAUUAUAUCAUAUAACUUGCUGUUUCAGUUAUUGGUCCUUAAUUUUGGAGCCAUUGCACUUUUACACAUGUGUAGCUUUUAAAAAACAUUGAAAUUAUUUAUUCAGAAGUUUCCAUAAAAUCAUUUGUAUAUAAAUUAUAACCAGAGAAAUGCUUUUAAAUGUUUUGCAAAAUCUAGUUUCGAGCACUUCGGGCUUACCUGACUUUAAGACAUUAAAGGGAAGCAACUCUUGUAUUUUUUCUCCGUUUGUCCAAAAUCAAUGGUUUCAGCAUUAACACAAAUCAUUAAUCCAGUCAAAGUUGUUGUAUAAAUUUCAUCUUUAUCAUUUAUCACAUCAGUAUCAAUUAUGGAUGUGUGAGGGUUUCAUAUAUGUUUUACAAUGGAUUAUCUCUAUUUUAUUAAAUUUUACACAAAAAAUA
Molecule: messenger RNA, 3315 nt
Organism: Pecten maximus
Lineage: Eukaryota; Metazoa; Mollusca; Bivalvia; Pectinida; Pectinidae
Product: Usher syndrome type-1G protein homolog
Exons: 2
Coding region: 578-2071 (497 amino acids)
Molecular function (GO): protein binding
Source: RefSeq, a predicted model, not a curated record